Xyrauchen texanus (razorback sucker) is the source of this 1699-nucleotide messenger RNA. Its product is annotated as protein yippee-like 5. NCBI's taxonomy places the organism in Eukaryota, Metazoa, Chordata, Actinopteri, Cypriniformes, Catostomidae. The record is from RefSeq and is a predicted model, not a curated record. The transcript has 3 exons. Bases 81 to 446 code for a protein of 121 amino acids.
UGUUGAUCUAAAGUCGGGAGGAGGAGCAGAAAGAAAACAAAGCAGCGCUGCGCUCGAGCUGUGCGUGUGUGUUUGGUGUCAUGGGUCGCAUCUUCCUUGAUCAUAUUGGCGGGACACGCCUCUUUUCCUGUGCCAACUGUGAUACCAUCCUGACCAACCGCUCGGAGCUCAUCUCCACACGCUUCACGGGUGCCACCGGCCGAGCGUUCCUCUUCAACAAGGUGGUGAAUCUGCAGUACAGUGAUGUUCAGGAUCGUGUGAUGUUGACGGGCAGACACAUGGUUCGUGAUGUCAGCUGUAAGAACUGCAACAGUAAGCUGGGCUGGAUCUACGAGUUCGCCACCGAGGACAGUCAGCGCUAUAAAGAGGGCCGUGUGAUCCUGGAGAGGGCGCUCGUGAGGGAGAGCGAGGGCUUCGAGGAGCAUGUCCCGUCUGACGCGUCCUGAGACGUCUCACCUUCGGUCACAUGUUCAUCUCCAUCUCUCCUCCACAAACACAAGAACUCUAUAGAUGAAUCACGAGACUCAUGAUCCGAACGAUAUGAAGAUUCAUGACAUCACAAUCUCUCAUUCUAUUGUUACAUCAUCAUCAUCAUCACUAAUAACAGUUCAUUCUCUCAUCAUUUACUCAUAUGCGUCUCAUGAAGACAUUUGAAUGGAGAUAUGAUGUUUAUAAUCAUGCAAUGCAAGUCAAUAAGCUCUAAAAAGCACAUAAAUGCAGCAUAGAAGUAAUCCAUAUGACUCCAGUGGUUUAAUCCAUGUCAAAACAUGGUCACACGUAGGAGACUAGAUGUUACAAAGACAUGUAGAGUGACACUGUAUGUCUGUUUCUCACCCAAAACUGAUCGAAUCUCUUCUGAAGACAUGUAUUAAACCAGUGGAGUCUUAUGGAUUACUUUCAUGCUGCAUUUAUGUGCUUUUUAGAGGGCUUUUAAAGUCCUGUCUGAUGAACAGGGUUUGUGUUGUGUAUGUGUCCUGACAUGAGAGGAGCACACGCACACGUCAAGCCUGAAUAAUGAUCUGUUCUUCAUCACACAAACUCCCAAUUUCUGCUGAUGUAAAGGUCUGUUCACUCCUCACCGUUGUGUCACAUGAUCAUGACAGUGUUCAGUGUUGUGUUGCUGACGUUCCUCUUGAAUUAUCUGAACUGUAAAAGCACAACAGCAAGAUUCAUGUGUUCCCAAUAAAGCGUCCUGCAUAUAUCUGAGAUCUCAUCGUGACGGAGACUUGCUGUGAGAUCUGAUAUUCUAAAGGUCUGUUACUACAGCAAGACGUUACAUUGAUGAUCUGUCUGAAGGGUUAUAGAGAAUGAUCACUCUGCCUCUGUCCGGUGUGUUGAGACGACUCGUGUCACUGUUGAGUGCACUUUACUUAAACUAACGGUAUUAAAGAACAUCUGAGACCGGCAGCUUUACACUUCAGGUGACUCAACAGUUUCAGCUUACACACAUACACUGGAAAGAAAAACUCAUUUCUGCUGAUCUGCACAUGAUGCACACAUGCACAAGAACAAUGCUGGUGUAGUUUGAAACCAUUUCCUGGUGUUGAUGGUCCCAGUGUGUGUUCAGAUCGUCCUGUGGGGUUUGAGUUUCCACUGAUCACACCGACUGCAACAACAAACAACAGAUGAGACACUGUGAUACAGAAGAAAUGCAUCAACGCCACAUUUCCAUAGAAACGCUCGUUUAUAAUAUACAGAA